This is a messenger RNA of Cuscuta epithymum, 2229 nucleotides long. NCBI's taxonomy places the organism in Eukaryota, Viridiplantae, Streptophyta, Magnoliopsida, Solanales, Convolvulaceae. The record is from the annotation of a GenBank genome assembly.
AUGACUUUGUCUAGUGAAUAUUUUGUUAUCUAUGUUUGUCUUUACAAUUUUUUUAAUGGAUUAGUUGAUUGACAUUCGUGAGAUAAUAUCUAAGGCAAGUUUCCCCACCACACGAAUUUUUCUGAAUACGCCAUUGGGCAUUUUAACAGCAAGACAACUGACGAGACAACAAAGUGUAAAAGUAAACACUCAGGAAUAUUUUUGCAUUUGCAUUGACUAAAUUGAUAUUAAGUCUGGUUAAAAAAAAUGAUAUUAAGUCAUUAGGUAAAUACAUUUGGUUUCUCUUUACAUUAAAAAAAGGCCCAGUUUUUUUUCUUUGCACAGGGUCCUAGAAUUCUUAGGACCGGCCUUGUGUAUGGCUUGUUCAGUCAGACAGUCACUUGAUAAUUUUUAGGAAAGUUGUAGGCGACCGACGGUUGCCAGAAUGGAAGCUCGAAGUGAGUGUCAUGUGGUGGCGAUGCCGUACCCCGGCCGCGGCCACAUCAACCCAAUGAUGAACCUCUGCAAGCUCAUCUCCGCCCGCCGCCCCCACACUCUGUUCACCUUCAUCCUCACUCAGGAGUGGUACGGAUUCAUCCGCUCUGACCCGACCCCGGAAAACAUCCGGUUCCUCACCGUCCCCGACGUCAUCCCGUCUGAAAUCGGCCGAGCGAAGGACUUUCCGGGCUUCUACAGAGCCACCCAGACCAAGCUGGAAGCGCCGGUGGAGGAGCUUCUGGACAGGCUGGAGUCACCUAAGCCGAAUGUGAUUCUACACGAUACCUACUUGCCUUGGGUGGUGUCGCUAGGGAUCCGGAAGAAUAUCCCGGUGGCUUCGUUUUAUACCAUGUCGGCCACCGUGUUUUCCGUGUUUCAGCACUGGGAUCUUCUUGUUCAGAGGGGCCACACCAAUAAUCCCAAUUUAUCAGGGAGGAGAGUGGGCUUAAAAUUCAGGGAAACUGUGAAUAGCAAUGGUGAAACUUGUAUGCAUGAUAAAAAAUAAUUUGCUGCCAAAGAGAUCAAAAGGGGGUUCCGGUUUAUUUGAAAACUUCACAUUUUACCUAAUACAGAGGUAGUAAACUAUCUUCCUGGAGUUGCACCAAUCAAAGUUUCAGAUCUUCCCACUCCUGUUUUUGGCAAAGGCAAAGAAUUGAUAGAUGAUGUCCUUAAAGCCUUCUCUAUGGUCCCUAAAGCACAAUACCUGUUAUUCACUUCUGUCUAUGAACUCGAAGCUUCCGCUAUCGACGCUUUAAGGGAAAACCUCUCCAUCCCCAUCCACCCAAUAGGCCCUGCCAUCCCUAACUUUGGCACCCAAGAACAACUCUCUCAGGUCAUUGCUAAUGAGGAUCAAGAAUCAGACAAUGUCAUCAAAUGGCUAAACGCUCAGGCGAAAAGCUCUGUCCUGUACAUAUCACAAGGGAGCUUCCUAUCAGUCUCGAGCGCUCAGCUGGAUGAGAUCAUAGCUGGCGUGCAUGAGAGUGGGGUUAAGUAUCUAUGGGUCGCACCUGGAGGAGGCAUAGACACUUCUCGGUUUCAAAGACAAAAUGGUGAGGGGGGUUUGGUUGUGCCCUGGUGUGACCAGUUUAAGGUCUUGUGUCAUCCUUCUGUGGGCGGGUUUUGGUCACACUGUGGUUGGAACUCGACGAAAGAAGCUGCCUUUGCGGGCAUCCCGGUUCUCACGUUUCCUAUAUUUUGGGACCAGACCACAAACAGCGAGCUCAUUGUCGGGGUAUGGAAGAUCGGGGUCAAGGUGCAGAAAGGAGAUGGAAGUUUGGUCAUGAGGGAUGAGAUAUGUGGGCUGUUGAGGAGAUUCAUGGAUUUGGAGGAUGAUGACAUGAAGGAGAUGAGGAGGAGAGCAAAGAUGGUUCAAGAAACAUGUCAAAACUCAGUUAAGAAAGGCGGUUCCUCUGAUUUGAACAUUGAUGCCUUCAUCAAUGACAUCUCAUAGAACAAUCUGUGCUAGCAUCGGUCGGAUUGUAUCUAUAAUCUAUUUUCAAUAAAAUCAUUGUUAUCUAUUUGAAGAUGUGAUUUUUUCUCACAACACAGAGAAAAAACUUAUGUCAGAGGAACCCGUAGACAAUCUACGGAUUAUUCAGGUUAUGUCCAAUACGGACAUGGAUUUAAGUUUUAACGUUCAUUUAUAUUUUCAGAUAUUUCAUCUUUAUAAGGAGUUUUGAUUAUUUAAAGAUGAUCUUAUUAGCUUGAAAUGUUUAUUAUAUUUUUUGUUGUUUUAUGUAUGAUCUUAUCUCA